AUGAACAAGCUAGUGAUUCUGGGACUUCUCGCGGCGUCCACGAUGGCCGUGCCCAUGCCUAACGACGUGCAACUGGACAGGGAUCUCGAUUGCUUCGAGCAAGAGAACGCGCUGUUCAGCUGCGUCUUCGUGAAGACCAUCAGCUCGCUCAGCAGGGCUGCCAGGUCUAGCGACAUCGAGAUCAUCGAUGGUGUAAAGUUCGUGAGGGAAACACCGAUGGAACGCAGUGGGAAGGACUUGAAGACCGAGGUGGAUAUCAUGAACGAGCUACCAAGAGAUACGUCGGAUAGAGCCAUCAAGCUUGUCAAUAUGCUGCUCGACUCGGCCCUGUCCUUCGUGAAGUCCCACAGCUUGAAGCUCAGCAUGCCCGAGGAGGGCUCUAUCUCGCGCGCUCUGGACGAAGGUCGCGCGAAGAUAAAGAAAAUGGCGCUGCCGCUGAUCGCAGCCGCAGGAGUGAAAUUAUUCGCCUUGAUCCCCAUUCUCCUCGGAAGUCUUGGUCUCCUGGUCGCGAAAGCCCUGUUCGUGGGCAAGAUCGCCCUUCUGCUGGCCGGAGUAUUAGCUUUCCAGAGACUGUUCGGUAGCAAUUCUGGAGCCAGCAUCUUCAGCAAGAACCCGCAACCGACUGGAUGGAUAGACAAUGGGAACCAAGGCUGGUCAGCCAAUGUCGCGGCAGCUGUGCAACCCCAGGGCUACUACAAGAGGAGCUUCGAGGCUGAAAACGGGAAAAUGGACGCCCAUUUGUUGGCGUACUCGGCCCAGGCUCCAAUCACGAACGAAACCAACUAA
Messenger RNA from Eufriesea mexicana, 786 nucleotides. It is a transcript of the gene Osi14, whose product is annotated as DUF1676 domain-containing protein Osi14. The transcript is spliced from 3 exons. NCBI's taxonomy places the organism in Eukaryota, Metazoa, Arthropoda, Insecta, Hymenoptera, Apidae. Gene Ontology annotation, cellular component: membrane. The record is from RefSeq and is a predicted model, not a curated record. Bases 1 to 786 code for a protein of 261 amino acids.